Chironomus riparius is the source of this 2409-nucleotide messenger RNA. The record is from the annotation of a GenBank genome assembly. NCBI's taxonomy places the organism in Eukaryota, Metazoa, Arthropoda, Insecta, Diptera, Chironomidae.
CGGCUUACUUAUCGGCUCGUGCAAGACCAAUUUAAUGUUAUUGAAAAUAUCAUCGAUAUUAAAGCAUAAAGAGAAAUAUUGUGUAAUAAAUAAUACAGACAAGGCAUUAAUUAAGUACGAAAAAAAAAGAUAAAAUAAGAAGCAAGUGAAAGAACAUUCGAGAAAGGCAGGAAAAUGGUGACCAAAUUUAAUUACGAUGAUUUGCUAGCGCAUAUUGGAACUUUCGGUACUUACCAAAUACGAAAUUUCGUACUUUUAUGCAUCCCAGUCAUUUUGUGUGCCUUUCAUAAGCUUUCAAGUGUCUUUAUACUCGGGAAAAUGGACCAUCGAUGUAAAUUAAAUGAAAAUGACAUGAUUUUUCGACUGUCAAAUGACUCCACAGUAUUAAAUGAGAUCCUUAAUGCCUCAUAUCCAUAUGAUAUCAAGAAAGGAUUCUCAAAGUGCGAGUACUACACUGGCAACUACUACACGUCAAGUAAUAAUUUUACAGCACGUGAAAUUCGAAAGUGCAGCGAAUAUGUUUGGGAUUAUGAAAAAUUUCAAACUUCAGCUGUCCAAACAUUUCAAUUGACAUGCGACAAAGAUUCCUUUAAAGCCUGGAGUGACUCCUUAUUCAUGAUUGGUGUCUUCUUGGGCUCCUUUGCAUUUGGAUAUUUAUCAGAUAAAUUUGGACGUCGUAAAGUGUUUGUUCUAUCACUUAUAUGCCAAUUAAUAUUUGGCCUUCUGACUGCUCUAUCGACAAACUUUAUUAUGUUCACUAUUUUUAGAAUGAUUGUUGGGGCAACAACAAGUGGCGUAUUUUUGGUUGCUUAUUGUUUAUCACUUGAGAUGGUCGGCAAAGAGUCUCGCAUGAUUGCCGGUGUAGUGUUUAUGAUGUUCUUCUCAUUGGGAUUCAUGUUGAUGGGUGUUUUAGCAUUCUUUGUGACUGACUGGAGAUUUUAUCAAAUUUCCUUGACAAUUCCUGGACUUAUUUUCCUUGCUUACUGGUGGAUCAUCCCAGAGUCCACAAGAUGGCUACUCGCUAACAACAGAAAGUAUAAAGCUAUUAAACAAAUCAAGAAAAUUGCUCUGUCCAACAAUGUCGAAGUGCCAAAAGAAAUGCUUGAUAAAUUAGUCGAGAAUGAGACAGACAAUACAGAUCCUGAAAAUAAAGGGAAGAAAGCAACAGCUUUAGAUCUUUUCAGACAACCACACCUUCGGUCAAAAGCUCUGCUUAUCUUCUUUAACUGGUUUGUUGUGUCAGGUGCUUAUUAUGGACUAAGUUGGAGUUCGGGUGAUUUAUCUGGUGAUCCGAGAUGGAAUCACAUUAUGUCAGGUGCUGUAGAAAUACCUGGAUAUAUUAUACUAAUAUUGACAUUAGACCGUUUUGGACGUAAGAAGGUAUUAGCUUGUAACUUAACAUUUGCUGGAAUAAUGCUUAUGUUAUCAAUCCUUGUGCCCAGUGACAUCAACUGGCUUGUUAAUACAUUGACGAUGUUAGGAAAAAUGAGCAUCACUGCCUCGUACGGAACUAUGUAUUUAUUCUCAGUCGAGCAAUUCCCAACAGUAAUAAGAAACGUCGCAUUAGGCUGUUGCUCAAUGAGUGCACGUGUUGGUGCCACAAUCUCUCCAUUCCUUAUUCAUCUCGCACAAACUUGGAAACCACUGCCGUUCCUUAUUUUCGGAAUUGCUGCAUUUUGUGGUGGAUUCUUUUCAAUGUUCCUGCCUGAAACUUAUAAAAUGGAUUUACCAGAUUCAUUAGCAGACGCAGAUAAGAUUGGAAAAUCAAAUAAUAAUGACAUCAAGAACGGAGAGUUAAAAGUGUUAAAAGGAAAAGAUUACAUUGAGGAUGCAUAAUUGCUGUUAAUUUUUUAUACACACGAAGCUUUGAAAUUUCACGUUAAAUGCUCUCCUUAAGAAGAUCUUAAAGGAAUUAUUGAAGACGUGAGCGAUAUCCAAAUGUGAUAAUUAUUUUUUGUAUAUCUUGAGAUUGGAUCUCAUACAAUUUAUCAACAAACAGUAUCAAAAUUGGCAAGCUAUUAACCCCAUUAUUUUGACAAAUUUUCAUAUACUUAAUAACUUGGCACUUCUUAAAAGUGUCAUCUUGUGUUACUUUAUAGUAUUUUAAAUGAAUUAGACUUUCAUUUAGACCAUAGGUUUAGCAAGAAGGUUCUAACUGGAUCCAGACCCUCUCGAAGUAUGCGUGGAUAGGUUUUUGACGUUUGCAGUUCCUUCCUUAUUUUGAUGCAUUUUUUAAAGCAUACAGUUACUUUAUGAUUUCGAUCCAUUCUUAAAAAUUUAAUUAGCCUUAUCUUGAUUGACAUAAUGUAUUGAAACCUUUUACUUUAAAAUGUACGAUAAGAAUUUUUGGCUAGCAAAUGCUGUGAAUCAUCAAAAAUCGCAUGUUUUUGCGUAGUUUAUUGCUGCUUU